CGCGCGCUGACGUUUGCGGGGCUUCCCCUUCGGCUCGUCAGACCAGAGCUCAGGGCAGCGCGAGCGGACGCCAGGUAAACAUGGCCCUCAACCGGAAUCAUUCACAGAACGGCGGCGUCUUGGUGAACAACGGAGAAAGUGUCUUGAGGGAGUGCAAGAAUGUGGAGCUGUCAUUCAGUGAUGUCACCUGCAAGACAGACCUACUGAAGGGGACCAAGAAGGGCACGGUUUUCCUCACACCAUACAGGUUGCUGUUUGUGUCCAGUAACAUCAAGGACUGCCUGGGGUCUGCCAUGUUCCCCUACUAUUUGAUGAAAGGCUGCAGCAUUGAGCAGCCAGUCUUUGCAGCCAACUACAUAAAAGGGACAGUGUCAGCUGAGCCUGGUGGUGGCUGGGAGGGCCAGGCUAACUUCAAGAUGUCCUUCACCAGUGGGGGCGCGAUAGAGCUGGGACAGCAUCUUUUCAAACUGGCCACAAAUGCAUCCCGUGCUGCUCCUGCCCAGAACGGCGCUGCCUCUUUUGGCUAUCCUUCCCCUGGAAUGAUGAAUGGCUAUGGCCCGCCACCUGCUCCUCAAAACUAUCCAUAUGCACCCCCCCCUCAGCAGAAUGGAUUUUACCAGGGUCCUCCACCUCCCGCUGCGAACAUGGGCUACCCCUAUCCAACAGCCGCCGCAGGAGUGUACCCAUCUGCUCCUGCCUACAUGGCCCCACCUCCUCCGUACCCUGGGCCACCCCAAAAUUGGGCCGCACCCCCCCAGAACUGGACUGCACCACCACCCCCUCCAGGUAACUCCAAGGCAGCAGAAGCAGCAGGCAGCGCUUAUUACAAUCCCAACAAUCCACACAACGUCUACAUGCCCAUGGAGCAGCCUCCUCCUUAUGCACCUUACCCAAACACUCCUGAGAAGAAAAACAACUGAGUCUCAAGCACUAUCACUUUAAUUACCCUGCUCUCUCCUCUCUAUCUGAAAUAUAUUCUAAAGCAAGAAGUAAUCCUGUUGGAUAUGAUUAUUUUCUUAUAACUACAUGAUUGUAGAGUACAGAAAAGAAAAAGAUUUGUAAUUGAAGAAGGGCUCCAGGAUGUCGAUGACAGUUCACAAGUGAAUUAAUGAUAUUUCUGAUACUGGAAUGUGUUAGAAAACAAUCGGACCUUUUAAAUCCUAGUUUGUUUUUCUGUUUUCUUUGAGGUCAUUUUAAACUCUAUUGCCAACUGUGCUGUUUUAUGACUUUUUGACACUCGUUAGAGAUAGCAUUCUUAAUGGUUGGAUAAUUUUUUUCUGUCUGUUUGAAUUUGCAGUUUCCCAAUAGUUAGGAUAUGGCAACUUAACCCUGCCUGUUUGAAAGAGCUGAAAUGAAAAAGGCAGUAUGGGAAACAUAUUUUUAAAGACAGAAGUUUAUUACCAAAACAUUUUGUAGCGAUUUUACUGAUUGCAGUUCUCACACUUACUAAUGAGCAAAUUCUACCAUAACCAGCAGUGUAAAGUAUUUUUCCAGUUUUGCUACAUUAUACAUACAAUAUACAUACAAGUAUUGUCUGUGUUUCAUAUAAUUUACUGCUUUUUAAAGACCUAGACAUUAAUUAUGAUUCCAGAUACCAGAAAUGGGUUGAAUUGUGUUUGGUAACACUAUAUCAUUUCAGCUACAUUGGCUCACCGAGCAAAUGCAACAUUUUUGUGACCAUCAUUUGAAUCACAAUGUAUCCCAGAUCUCACAAUCUGCCGCAUAAUCCAUAAUAGAGAUAUAGCAUGAUGUUUGAGAAAGGGGAUCAGAUUUCUUACAUACCAAUAAGUCUAUGUGCAAUAUUUCAGUAUCAUCUAACAAGCUUGUGGGUGACAGGGAAGCUGUGGUUACCUGAAUAACCCUGUGCCCUCAGCCCUAGCUUCUAUUGUAUUUAUGUAUGCAAAGCCAAGCCGAAACCAGAAGUCUCCUCUCUGUAAUUACACCAGUAUGAGGUUACAAGGCCACACCGUUAUAUCAAGGCCCAUCAGUGUUUUGCCUGCAGUAGUACCUUCUGAACGCAAGCCAUUUAUUCCUGAUUAAACCGGGGUGAGGUGACUAACGGACCGUAUAAUUGCAUCCCUCUGUGUGCAUCGAUUUGAGACCUUUUUGCACUUGUUUCAUUGGACAGAGGAUUGCUGGGUUUGGGUUUUAGUUUGCUUGAAUUAGUCAGAUGUCUGUAUAUUAAUAUCUUGUUUGCAAUUCCUAUUCCUAAUAUUGGAUUCCGUCUAUAUCAAUUAAAAGUUAUGAUGUCUAUAUAAAUAAAGACCGAUUGGUUUUCGCUUUUUGUAA
This is a messenger RNA of Myripristis murdjan (pinecone soldierfish), 2289 nucleotides long. RefSeq names its product WBP2 N-terminal like (gene wbp2nl). Gene Ontology annotation, cellular component: nucleus. The coding region runs from base 81 to 920 and encodes 279 amino acids. NCBI's taxonomy places the organism in Eukaryota, Metazoa, Chordata, Actinopteri, Holocentriformes, Holocentridae. The record is from RefSeq and is a predicted model, not a curated record. The transcript has 8 exons. Gene Ontology annotation, biological process: positive regulation of DNA-templated transcription. Gene Ontology annotation, molecular function: chromatin DNA binding; transcription coactivator activity.